GCUGUACCUACGGGAUAUGCUGCACACGGAAGAUGCCCUCAAAUCAUGGACUGGCAGUGGGCAGAUCGUCAACUUCAAGAAAAUGAGGAGAAUUGCCGAGAGUGCGUGGGAAAUCUACCGAUGUCAGGAGAUCGUGCCGUCGCACGUGCAGUUACCAAAGCUAAACACUAUAAUCAAAGGAUUUCUUGGAAACGAGGUCAAGGAAGAGGAACUAUACGCUAUGUCGUACAAAAUCAUGCCCCGUGACUCCCAUAGCAGUUCAAAAACCACAAAAUCAAAGCAAACAACUCAGCCCAUCAUCACCAUAUCACAAACCAUUGUCAACAAGGGGCGUUCACGGCGGCCCAAGAAAAUAUCCAUACACUCACAAUCCAGUGUGCACAUCUCGACGCACCCGACGACCCCGCAUAGCGAGGCUGUGGUUAACCUCAUCGUGGAGCUACUCAUGCAGAGAUGGGGAGAGGAGAAGAAUGAGACCAUUCCGGACACCAAUCUCGACGACAUGACUGACGCACUCACCGAAUUGAAAGACCAUGACCCUCUGUGUAAAGACAUUGCCAGACCCGUCACGAAACAGCAGCUUGGCAUCCUAAUCGAGUCGUUAUGGGGUCAGGCGGCACACGUUCCCAAGAAGAAGUUCGCUACCCUUGGCAAAUCGAGGAGUAAAGUCAAGUCACACAGGAUUAUACAGCAAUUAUGGGAAUACCUGCAUGUGGAAGAACAGAUGGCUGUCCGAGAAGAACUAUAUCCAAUCGAAGCAAGAGACCGAGACAGUGCCAUGGACCUACGGAGCAUCCUCAACAGUCCGAAGGCAAGCCGCAUGCGACGCAGAGGAUUUAGCAACUCAGUGGAGGCACAGGCUACGAUGAAAAUUCGGAGGCCCUCAGCGGACACAGUAACUUCUAAUGGAAGCAAGAGCGGUGUUAACAGUAGGAAAAUGAGCUUGGCUAGUCUUGCGGGUAAACUAGACAGGAAAGAGAAAGACGAAGGGAAGGACCUGCCGUCACAAGUUGAGACGGGCACCGCUUAAUGAUCAUGCAAGUCUUUAAGUUCUGAGUAUGACAUUUCGCCGCAAGCAGUAGCGCUGACUUCGUAGAUAUCCUAGAAAGUGGUCACGCACAAGGCACAACAGCAUCACUUCCACUGGUAUAUUCAUUUUGGCACCCAUACUAAGAUUCGAGAUAUUUAGUGCAACGUUUAGACAUACACAGUUCACUUGAGGUGGUAUGAUUAUACACCGCUAAGCACAUAGGACGGCCUGGCGUGUCGCCCAUGCUUCCACAGUAUUAAAGCAUGCAAGAAAGGUCCGCUGACAAUGCUGUAUUGUAUACAUUUACUGUUGGUGGCCUUGGAUCAGACCGUAGAGUUUAGGCCUAUAGACUCAAGCAUGUAAUAAAUCAGAAUCUUUUACUAUCCAUAGCUUCAUGUGCAACUUGUAUGCGUGUAAAAAGAUUGUGUAUUCUCACAAACAAUAUCGGCAACUAGCACUGGGGACAUCAGCAUCCAACAUCCAUACAAUUGAAUGAAAGAAAGGCG
Messenger RNA from Sphaeroforma arctica JP610, 1536 nucleotides. RefSeq lists its product as hypothetical. NCBI's taxonomy places the organism in Eukaryota, Ichthyosporea, Ichthyophonida. Gene Ontology annotation, molecular function: guanyl-nucleotide exchange factor activity. Gene Ontology annotation, biological process: small GTPase-mediated signal transduction. The record is from RefSeq and is a predicted model, not a curated record. Bases 17 to 1030 code for a protein of 337 amino acids. The transcript is spliced from 8 exons.